UUACAGGCGUGAGCCACCGCACCCAGCCUAAAAAAAAAUUUUUUUUUGAAUCUUUCUUCUGGAGCCAGAUAAAAUGGAUGGGAAAAGAUAACUGGGGAACGAGAAUAUUUCUAGAUCUUUCAUUUUCCCAAGAUGGCUCAGUUGGCCAUCCUAGGAAAUGAAGUGCCCUCAAACCUAUAGUGUCUGUCAUUUCACAGCUACUAUCACAUACAUUUUAUAUGUUGAGAUUUCUACACAAACUAUUAAUCACAAACAACACUUGUUAAGGGAACAUUGAGGAAGCAAAUAUUUUUAGUAGAAUACAGAUUUCCAUAUGAAGAUUUCACAGUAUUCCGGCCUCUGGAAAGGAAUGCUGUCCUUCCGAUUCCCGCCCUUUCUGCGACACCAUAAGUCCUCUCCGCGCCCCUUAGGCAGUUCCGGAGUUGCAGGGGCCGAGGGAGAAUACAUCAAAGUGAUGUCAUUCAUGACUCCGAGAUGGUUACCAUGGCAACUAUCAGACAUAUUACUCUGUCAGUAGGGUAAGAGCCUGUUUAGUCUUCAAUCAAGGGUUUCCUCGGGCGUUAACCACUGCCUGCAGAGUGUGGACUGGCAGAAAAACCCUCGGGCCCCCCAGCACCAAAGCUCCUUAAACCAAGCCCCACAAAGAAGUCACUUCGGCGAUGGGAACGUGGCUUUGCGGCUUCCUGGGCUGCUAAGGUGAAGGACGCCCGCCCUCCCCAGAACUUGAGAGCUUAUUGGUUGGUGAUGUCGUCACUCAGAGUGACAUCAGGGGCAAGGUAAGAGGCGGAGCCGUAGAGACUUGGCUUCUGGCCCUUCUAGCUUGGGGGUCCGGGGAAGGAACUGGGAGGACCUAGGCUGCCGAUCCGCGGAGCCCGGCCGAGGAGGUCCCUAUGUUAACUACUUGAGACAAAAAUAAAUAUGGCCUUCUACAGUUAUAAUCCAGUCUUAGCUAUUGCUCGAACAAGAUUCCCUAGCCAUUUUGUCCAUCCUACCUGCUCUUCUUAUUCCCCAUCAUGUGCAUUUCUUCACUUGCCAGAUUCCCAUUUAAAUAAGACAUGUAUGAAGAACUAUGAGAGCAAGAAGUACUCGGAUCCCAGUCAGCCAGGCAAUACAGUACUUCACCCAGGAACUAGACUAAUACAAAAGCUACACACAUCCACUUGCUGGCUGCGAGAGGUUCCUGGCAAACCUCAGCUGGAGCAAGCCCCAAAACAUCCACAGGUGACGAGCCCUCAGGCCACAAAAGAAACUGGCACGAAGAUUAAAGAAGGCGAACAAUCUUAUAGACAAAAAAUCAUGGAUGAACUUAAAUAUUUUUACAAUGGAUUCUACUUACUUUGGAUUGAUGCCAAAGUUGCUGCCAGAAUGGUUUGGAGGCUGUUGCAUGGACAGGUCCUGACCAGACGAGAGAGACGAAGGCUGUUGAGAACUUGUGUUGAUUUCUUCCGCCUGGUUCCAUUUAUGGUGUUCAUAAUUGUACCCUUCAUGGAAUUCUUAUUACCAGUGUUUCUGAAACUCUUCCCAGAGAUGUUGCCAUCAACUUUUGAAAGUGAAUCCAAAAAGGAAGAAAAACAGAAAAAGAAAAUGGCUGUAAAGUUGGAACUAGCAAAAUUUCUUCAAGAAACCAUAACAGAAAUGGCAAGGAGGAACAGAGCGAAGAUGGGCGAUGCCUCUACACAGCUGUCAUCCUACGUGAAGCAGGUCCAGACAGGCCACAAGCCCAGCACAAAGGAGAUAGUUCGCUUCUCCAAACUAUUUGAGGACCAGCUGGCCCUGGAACACUUAGAUCGCCCUCAGCUGGUUGCCCUUUGCAAACUGCUAGAAAUGCAGACGUUUGGAACCAACAACCUGCUCCGCUUUCAGCUCCUGAUGAAACUGAAGUCUAUAAAAGCAGAUGAUGAAAUAAUUGCCAAGGAAGGGGUGAGGGCAUUGAGUGUAUCAGAACUACAGUCUGCCUGUAGGGCCCGAGGGAUGAGAUCAUUGGGUCUCACGGAGGAACAACUGCGACAACAGCUCACGGAGUGGCAGGACCUCCACCUGAAGGAGAACGUCCCUCCUUCCCUUUUGCUCCUGUCCCGCACCUUCUACCUGAUAGAUGUGAAGCCCAAGCCUAUUGAGAUACCACUCAGCGGGGAGGCUCCAAAGACUGAUAUUCUUAUGGAAUUACCUACUUUCACCAAAUCUAAAGAGAACAUAGUGGAUCUUGCACCUCAACUGAAGGGAACUAAGGAUGAAGACUUUAUACAGCCGCCACCAGUUACAUCACCACCCAUAACACCAUCAACACCUAUUUCAUUACCUAAAGGAUCAAUCACUUCUUCUAAAGAAGCUACACUCCAGGCCAAAUCACAAAUGACGGCCCAGAACAGCAAGGCUAGUUCAAAAGGAGCAUAAGGACUACUUGAGGAUGGAGCUCACUCUCUCCAGCUUCCGGCCCUCAACAGUGGCAUCUGUAAAGGACCUCCCAGCUAAGACACUGUCUGGCUUCAGAGAGUGGAUCAGUCGUUUAGCCCAUGGGGCAGUCCUUUGAGGCCUGGUAACCAUUCCAGGUGAUGUGAGUAGUGAGACCAAAUUCAGACCCCUUAUAAAAAUGUAAUUGCAAAGUCCCAUUUCCUCUGUGCCAUUGUCACCCCACUCAACUUUGUAUAAAGCCCACCCCGCACCAUGUUGUUUUUUAAAUUUCAUGUGUACGUCCCUUAAGAGAGGAAAUUUUUUGCAGAAUGGAAUCAGCUUGGCACCUUAGAUACCUCUGUCUCCUAUGGCUUGGAAUUCUGAGUAAGAACUUGGAAGUUCCAAAAACCAUUUUAGGAGCACCUGAUUAACUUUCUGAAUGAUCCACCAGUAGAAUCAGCACCCUGGAAACAAAGUACCUUAUGAGACGGGAUGGAUAUACUCCCCAAAAGAUCUUUCUGGAUAUAAUGAAGCUUCUUGGAGAAAAUGGGGAGUUAAACAGACUGGCAAUCAGAAAGAUUUGGCUGCUUCUGACAUCCCCCUCUUGGGCCUGCAGAGGCUGCAGCAAUCUGCUCGGCAGCCACUCUUCUAGCGCAUAUGGCUUUCAUUAGCCACCAUUUUGCUAGGAAGCAUAAUUAAGGGUUUAAACCUUAAUCA
Molecule: messenger RNA, 3108 nt
Organism: Chlorocebus sabaeus (green monkey)
Lineage: Eukaryota; Metazoa; Chordata; Mammalia; Primates; Cercopithecidae
Gene: LETM2
Product: leucine zipper and EF-hand containing transmembrane protein 2
Biological process (GO): intracellular monoatomic cation homeostasis
Cellular component (GO): mitochondrial inner membrane
Molecular function (GO): ribosome binding
Source: RefSeq, a predicted model, not a curated record